AUGCUUUCGUCUGCCGCCCGACACAGUCCGGGCCCGGAUAAUCUUCGAGGUGCCCGAUUGGCGCGACUGGCAACAACUUCCCGACCUCGCGCAGCCCUUUGGGGAAGAAGACGGUGGCAUCUCGAUGUGUGCCGCGCUCCGCGAGGUUAUCAACCACAGCAACCUCAAAUCCAUGCAUUACCAAGGCCUCCUGGACCCGUCUCUCUUCUGGGACAACCUACCAGAAACAAAAGAUGCCUCAGACAACGAUAA
Microdochium trichocladiopsis is the source of this 252-nucleotide messenger RNA. RefSeq lists its product as uncharacterized. The coding region runs from base 1 to 252 and encodes 83 amino acids. The transcript has a single exon. The record is from RefSeq and is a predicted model, not a curated record. NCBI's taxonomy places the organism in Eukaryota, Fungi, Ascomycota, Sordariomycetes, Xylariales, Microdochiaceae.